This is a messenger RNA of Pestalotiopsis fici W106-1, 312 nucleotides long. RefSeq lists its product as uncharacterized. The record is from RefSeq and is a predicted model, not a curated record. Bases 1 to 312 code for a protein of 103 amino acids. Lineage: Eukaryota; Fungi; Ascomycota; Sordariomycetes; Amphisphaeriales; Sporocadaceae. The transcript has 2 exons.
AUGCUGCGAGAUCACCUCGUCCGCAAUUGUCCGGUCCCAGUCGAGGACCGUGCAACCUCCUGGGUCGCGAACGGUGUCACCCGACGCCGUGGUGGUCGUCGCGCACGCGACACCACCAACAACAACAUCAUCAACGCGGUGAACAGACUCACGGCUGUUCUUGCCAACGCCAGGGGCGGCGGCGACCGCAACAACAACAAGAAGGGCGGCGGCGGCGGCCGCAACAACAACAAGAAGAAGGGCGGCAGCGGCGACGGCGGCGGUACUGGAGGUGCUGGAGGUGCCGGUGGCAAUGGCGGAUUCAUAACCUGA